This is a messenger RNA of Symbiodinium necroappetens, 1078 nucleotides long. The record is from the annotation of a GenBank genome assembly. Lineage: Eukaryota; Dinophyceae; Suessiales; Symbiodiniaceae.
GUACCACCCUGUACAAGACUAUGACGACGCUGCGAAAUCACGAGCGUACGGAGUUACGCUGCACGGCGACGAAGGGUCAGGCAAGAGAGGGCGCAAUGUCUUGGUGAUUUCGUGGUCACCACUGGGCAUGACGAAAGAGUCCAUGUAUUCGAAGUACCCUUUUGCAGUCAUCAAGAGCGAUUUCUUCCACUACGAGAAUGGAAGGAAUGUGACUCUGCAGGAUCUGCAACGUGAGCUGGUCAGCAGCUUCAAUCGCUGCGCCACAAGGAGGGGAGACGAACCCACACUUCAUAUGAUUCUAAGUAAGGGCGACUGGAAGUGGAAGUAUGAGUUCCUCAUGCAGGAAAGAAAUUACAUGAACGUCACCAACACCGACGUGGGGAUCUGCCCUCGUUGCCUAGCAGCGAAAAACAACUGGCUCGACGUCCAUGAACGCUUCAAUUCUGCAAGAGACAUCCAAGCCGCUCGAGCAACGGCAGUUGGCCCCGACAUAGCUUUCAGGCAGCUCUCUGGCUGGACACCAGAGGUCGAGGCACCUGACCUCCUCCACGUGGUGUGGCUGGGAACUGGCCGCGAUCUCGUGGGCUCGCUUUGCAUGGAAGCAGUAGAGCACUCACGAGACUUCGAUGGUGUUACAUACGAUGAGCGCUUUAUUGGAUUGCGCAGAAGCAUGCAGAACUGGUGCAUCCAAAGAAACAUCAGGCCGUCCACGAUAGAAGAGAUCACUUUGAGCAAGCUGGGGGUGCACACACUGAGCCUGGACUACCCGCAGGGGCCUUCCAAGGGAUACGCCAACAAAGUCAUGGUAGCAUAUUUCGCAGAUGUGCUUCAAGCUGCUUGGUUGCAACGGAAAGUACCUGCGAGCAAAGUGGUUUUGACUUUGAGAAACUCGUUUUUAAGUGAACUUCAUGAUCAUCGAAUUAAAGCUUCUUGCAGGAUUGUGCUGAUCCUGCUCUUCGGCUACAAUCGGUUUGUGCAUGGGCGCUCCACACAGCGGGGGCGGUAUGUGAUGAGGCCCACGUGUGGUUUACAGAAGAGCAGAGAGGGCUGCUGGUGGAGGCUGGGCGACUUUACUUGA